This is a messenger RNA of Ailuropoda melanoleuca (giant panda), 8335 nucleotides long. It is a transcript of the gene HYCC1, whose product is annotated as hyccin PI4KA lipid kinase complex subunit 1. The transcript is spliced from 12 exons. The coding region runs from base 668 to 2233 and encodes 521 amino acids. The record is from RefSeq and is a predicted model, not a curated record. NCBI's taxonomy places the organism in Eukaryota, Metazoa, Chordata, Mammalia, Carnivora, Ursidae. Gene Ontology annotation, cellular component: plasma membrane. Gene Ontology annotation, biological process: phosphatidylinositol phosphate biosynthetic process; protein localization to plasma membrane.
AGCCGUGCCUGUCAGAGUGGCUGGCGGCAGUGGCGGCUCUCGGGGCUGGGUUGUCAGUCACUGAGCAGAGGGGGAAGAUGGCUCGCUGGGACCCGUUCUGUUAGGAAGAAGGGGGGCAGGUGGUGCUGCUACUCGGGAGAAAGCAGAGAGCAGCCGCUGUCGCUGUCGAGUGAGACAAGUCGAGGUUCUGGAGGUGGAGCUCGGGAAGCCGCUCUGCACCCAAGUUGUCAUCGUGCAGUAUCAAGAUUGAUUUUUUGAAGUACUCAUCUUAAUCUUGUGGAAAUGGAUGCCACUCUGGAAAACUCCUUAAAUGGAGCCUGGGACCCCUGGUGCCACCGUGUAAUACUUUGUCAUUUUUUGGAGGGGAGCAGAUGGAAUUAACAGUUUGACUAUUGCUUGUUAUUGAGAGCCAAGUACUGCCAGAGUCUUUUUGGUCCUAUUGGAGUUAGGCUACAUAUCUGCACUGAGAAAAGAGAAUAUUUAACAUUUAUGCUCAGAAGAAAUCCUGUUUGCUUGCCCUUUGGAUAUAUGGUUUUUAAAUACACUGGAAGAUAAAAUCAUUGCUCUGUCUCCCAAAUGAGACUGAGGAGAGUUGUGAUUAGAAGUUGUCAAAGGCCCAUACUUUCUAUCCUGAGAAAGGUCGAGGGUCUAGAACAGAUGUGGAAAGAUGUUCACUUCAGAGAAAGGGGCUGUGGAGGAAUGGUUGUCAGAAUUUAAGACACUACCAGAAACAUCUUUAUCAAAUUAUGCCACAAAUUUGAAAGACAAGAGUUCUUUAGUUUCAUCUCUGUAUAAAGUUAUCCAGGAGCCACAAAGUGAGUUGCUAGAGCCUGUCUGUCACCAGCUCUUUGAAUUCUAUCGCAGUGGAGAAGAGCAGUUGCUUCGAUUUACACUGCAGUUUCUUCCAGAAUUGAUUUGGUGCUACCUUGCCGUCUCAGCCAGCAGAAAUGUGCAUAGCAGUGGAUGUAUUGAAGCUCUUCUUCUAGGGGUUUACAAUUUGGAAAUAGUUGACAAACAGGGACAUAGCAAAGUAUUGAGUUUUACGAUUCCAUCUUUAUCCAAACCAUCUGUAUAUCAUGAACCUUCCAGCAUUGGGUCCAUGGCUCUGACUGAGAGUGCACUAUCCCAGCAUGGUUUGUCAAAAGUUGUGUACAGUGGACCUCACCCCCAAAGGGAGAUGCUGACAGCACAGAAUAGGUUUGAAGUGUUAACAUUCCUUUUGUUGUGUUACAAUGCUGCUUUAACCUACAUGCCCAGUGUUUCUCUUCAAUCACUGUGUCAAAUUUGUUCAAGAAUCUGUGUUUGUGGCUAUCCCCGACAACAUGUAAGAAAAUACAAAGGUAUAAGUAGCAGGAUACCAGUUUCUUCAGGAUUCAUGGUGCAAAUGUUAACAGGGAUUUAUUUUGCCUUUUAUAAUGGAGAAUGGGAUUUAGCUCAAAAAGCAUUGGAUGAUAUUAUAUACAGAGCUCAGCUAGAAUUAUAUCCAGAGCCAUUGCUGGUUGCUAAUGCCAUAAAGGCUUCAUUGCCUCAUGGUGCCAUGAAAUCUAGUAAGGAGGGUACAAGGUGUAUUCAAGUUGAAAUCACACCAACUUCCUCUAGAAUAUCAAGAAAUGCAGUAACCAGCAUGUCAAUAAGAGGUCAUAGGUGGAAAAGACAUGGAAAUGCAGAAAUAACAGGUCAAGAAGAACUGAUGGAGAUAUCUGAAGUUGACGAGGGAUUUUAUUCCAGGGCUGCGUCUAGUACCAGCCAGUCGGGUUUAUCAAACAGUAGUAACAAUUCUAGUACCAAGACAAGUGUAGGAAAGACUCAGAGACGGUCAGCAGGAAGCAAAACUGGAGGAAAAGAGAAAGAAACUACAGGGGAGUCUUGCAAAGAUCACUUUGCCCGAAAACAAACUCAAAGAGCCCAGAGUGAAAAUCUUGAGCUUCUCUCUUUGAAGAGACUGACGUUAACUACCAGCCAAUCUCUGCCUAAACCUUGUAGCCACAGUUUGGCUAAGACUGCCGCAACUGUGUUCAGUAAAUCCUUUGAACAAGUCAGUGGUGUCACAGUCCCACAUAACCCAUCAUCUGCUGUUGGCUGUGGGCCUGGGACAGAUGCCAAUAGGUUUUCUGCUUGUAGUCUCCAAGAAGAAAAGCUUAUUUACGUUUCUGAAAGGACUGAACUUCCAAUGAAGUAUCAAUCAGGUCAGCAGAGACCUCCUAGUAUUAGCAUUACUCUGUCUACAGAUUAAUUGGUAAUAGUUUUCUCACCUAACCAGUGAAUCUAGAGAGAUAACUUUGCUUCUUUUGAAAGUGCCCAAGGUCUGUCAUCCUUAUUCCAGACAGGAGCCCUGAUGUCUUAAAUUCUGAAGGCUACCUUGACUUUAUGAAGGGAAUAAUAUGUAGGUUGCAAUAAGUUGAAAUAUGGUCUUGUUAUUUCUUGGGUGUAUUUUCCCCCUUGAUUUGAAUCUUUUUUUCUUUCUUAUUUGUUGCUGUUGCCCUAAGAUUGUAACAAUACAUCUUGGCAGGUUUUCUGGUCAGAUUGGUUACAUCUCAUGAGAGGUCGUGAGUUCUUAUUUUUUAAUAACUCCUACUUUGGUAGUUGUAUGUUUGGCCUUCAGAGUCAAAGGGAAUCUCCAUGGAUGGGAACUGUUUCUGAAAGAAGGAGGCAGAGGUGCAGCCCGGGAAGGCUCCAGCUGACGUGCAGCAUGGCAGUCUGAUAAACAGGCACGUGAGAAAACAAAAAUGAUGUGUAUGUAAGUGCCUGAUGAGAAUGUUUGUAAUCAGAUUAUCCUUGAGAUUAGUGGAAUUGUUGAUAUAAAGCACUGGAAAAUGCCUGCCAACUCAGUACCUAGACUAUUUUAUAAUUCCAGGGGCUGGGUAGAGGGAUUUCUGUUAUCUGUGGAACAUUUUUACAUCAAAAAUUAGAUUGCUAGUAGAUGUGUUGUUUUGAAAUAUUUGAUCUGGAUUUAGUGGGUGAAAAUACCCUUCAAUUCCUAAAAUGUAAUAGGCUAUGAAGAUCAUUUACCCUGCUGCUUGACUUUGGAAACCCUAGGUAGUUUGGUUUCCUAUAAUUCAAAUCACACAUCAUUGAACACUUCCUGGAAAUCAUUGUAAAUCGUGCAACACAGCUCUCAAGAUACCAGUGUCAAUCAUAUAAUACUGAAUUGUUUGACGGCAAAUGAAGGAUAUUAGGUAAAUUUUUUCUCUAUAAAAUGUCAUGAAAGAAAAUAUAGAGAAAUAUGGACAAAGGACAUUUAUAUAUUAACUAAUUUAGGUUAUUUAUGUUUGUGUUCUUAAAUUUAGAAUUAUAAAAUGUGAAAAAAAAAUUUUUUUGUCAACAGGCCUAUUUUAAAUAUUCUUGUUUUGAUAGAAUAAUCAAUGUAGUUGCCCCCAACCAAAAAAUAGAAAUGAAAAAGGCAAUAUAGCAGAAGCUAAACAAACUUGUAUGUAGCUAUGGAAAACUAUGUGACCUCUAGAUAGACGUAAAAGUUUGGUGUUUGCUUGUGCGAGUUGUUUUGGCUAUGGUUGAGGUUCCUUGUAAAUCGAGUGUACUUAACUAAUAAUUCAGAGUGAGAGAGAGAAAGCAAGGCUGAGGAUGAGAGUAAGACGACUGGGAAGGAAGGCCUAAGGAGCAGUCCCCUCUUUGUCUCUUUCACUGUUUGUACACAGUGGCUUCCUUAUUUGCAGUCCCUGGCUGUGGUCACACAGAACAUGCUAGUUUUCCUUUUGUGCCUGCUUAUGCAGAGCUCAAAUGUGAGAAAUUUUUAUGUCCUGAGGAGUGCUAAAGCAUACACUAUGAAUGCAGUUUUGACCCUAACUGCUUUAGCUACCGUUUUAAAUCUAAUUCUUCAAAAAGCAUGAACUAGUUUUCAUUCAUUAACUCUGAAUAGAAUAUGGCUUUUAAUAUAAGUGAAUUUGAGUUUUUUAGUUCUAGUAAUAGAAAUGGAAUAAGAUUGGGGUGCCUGUGGCUUAGUCGUUAAGCGUCUGCCUUUGGCUCAGGACAUGAUCCCAGAGUCCUGGGAUCGAGCCCCACAUUGGGCUCCUCCUACUGGGAGCCUGCUUCUUCCUCUCCCACUCCCCUUGCUUGUGUUCCCUCUCUCGCUGGCUGUCUCUCUCUGUCAAAUAAAUAAAUAAAAUCUUAAAAAAAAAAAAAAGAAAUGGAGUAAGAUCCAUUGGCGUAAAUUAUAGUAGAAAGAAAAAAAAGAUAACCAGACAGUGAAAGUUGAUACUGUAUUAAUUUAACAGGAAUCCUGUGUACAAUUUAAAAUAUUUUAAAAUAUCAGUAUAGAUUUCCUAUUGUCUUUUUGUAAUUCUUGAACAACGAAUUUCCCCUAGGCAUGGUAGCUACUAACAGUAUUAAUAGUCUUAAGAACUACUUUAGAAGAUUGGCAUUUUAAACAAGUUAAGGUGCUUAGGAAACUUGUAGAAAAAGUUUGAGGAAACAGCUGUCACAAACGAGAUCAGAUUUUAAUCAUCAACUGCUAUAAUGGAUCUUCAUUUUGGUAUUAUUCUAGAUCAUUGCUAUUCCUAUAGUCUGAGGACCAGUAUUUAGCAUUGGCAUUACUAGGCAUCUUGUUAAAAAUGUAGAAUUUCAGAGCCACCUUUGUCUACUGAAUCAUAACCUGCAUUUUAACAAGAUCCUCAAAUGAUUUUUAUGCACAUUAAAGUUUGAGAAGAGAGUAUUAAAGUACAAAUUAUGUACCUAGUAUUUAGAAUUCUCAGUGGUCUCACAACCCUAGAUCAAAUAUGUUAGAUACUAAAUAUUAUAAUCUUCAUUGUUUUUAACAGCUAAUGAAUUUUUAAUAGUGUCCAUAACACUUAUUAGAUCCUCUAAUUCUAAAUUUUUAAUGACUUUCAUUUAUUUUUACAAUAAAAAUAAAACAUUUUGUAUUUUUCUUGUUAACUAUAAAUGGAAUCAAAGCUGUAGAUGCCUACAAUUUUAGGUAUGAAAGGGGUACCAUCCUUUUGUACAACGCACAACAAAUCUGCAUGCGUAUAUUCUUUUAAAACUCUGAAGGCUUACUCAGUAGAGUGGAUCUGAAUUUAUGCUUCAAAUAAUUUGCACCAGUUGAUUUUCUGGAGUGUGAAGUUAUGUUAACAGUAAAAUUAUUUAUAGUACCUUUGAUACUGUUUCAAAUAAGGAUUAUACAUUUGAAAAUUUUUAUAGCAAUUAUAAAUAUUGGAUAAUGCUAACUUUUGUUAACAAUUACAAUGAUCCCUAUUGCUCUCUUCCCACUCAUCUUUCCAGAUUGAGUCGAAUUCAUAUUUGUAGGUUGUUUUCUCAUGAAGAUCCUGAUGUAGCCAUGUGGUCACAGAUCUCCUAUGUAUCCAGAAUAAUACCCUUUACCACAAGAAGGAUUCUGCCCAAAAUGGGUCCUUGUACCCCAUACUUCAAAGGAUCUGAACAGAAAUUGUAGUUCCACUCCACAUUUUAAGCCAUUAGAGGUUUGAAAUUACCCAACCUCUCACUCUUCAAAUACCCAACUACCUGAGGUAUUCUAAUGAACCUGGGUCCCAGCAUUUGCCUUUGGAAUGAAGUGGGGAGAGAAACAAAGUAGACUUUUCAAGAGGACCUAGGACAAGUGAGCAUCCUGGAAUCCCUUUUACACCACCGUGGAACUUUUUAAGGAGGCUCUGUAGACUUGAAGGUUAGAAAUCCUCAGCCCUUAAAUGAUGACACAGUUUGUUUUGAAAAAACAAUAUUUCAUUGCCCUUUUCAAUUAUGAAGCAACUGCUUAGCAAACAUUACUCACAUAAAAACAAAAAGUUGAAUUAAAGGGAAAUAUAUUUUUUAAACCAAAAUAGAUAAAAAUGAUCUCAGUUGUAAGGGAUUUUGCCUAUUUUGGAAGAAUAAAAUUAAAAUGUUAAAACCUUUACAUUUAAAUUAUAGAGAAAAAAAUGUACUCUGAGACAUAAUUUUAAACAAAUAUUUAAAAUAAGGCUGUUUAACGUUUGAGUUUAUAGGCACAAUAAAUUUACACUUUACUAAAGGGAAGCACAUCAAGGAAUCUUUAUGGUAAAUAAUGUGACUGAAAAAAAUGUUUUUAAAAAAGCCAUUAAAAAGAAUAAUUUGAUGGGUACAUAAAUUAAGCAUUAUAGAUAGAAAUUAAUGUAUAAUAGUGUAUUCCCAGUCUUUGGAUGAAAAAGAAAAACUCUAUUUCUUUAAUUAGCAUGAAUUUAUACUUUUAGAUUAAUUGCUUAGUAAAAUUAUACUUGAUACUUUGAGUUAUUCACAUUUGUUUGAUUUUGUUAAAUUCUUUAUCAGAACUUAAAUACAUUGUCUUCUGUGCUUUGUAACUUGUGCAUAUCUAAAGAGACUAGCAGCGUACAUUUUGGAAGAUGUUUUUGUGUUUUUUUAUAGUAGAGUUCUGGAGUACUUGUGUCUUGAUAUGAAGUUUCUAUUAGUAAACUCAAGAUCUUAUUUUGCAUACCUUUGCUUCCUCUUAUGUGGAGUUUUUUGUGUACCUCUUAUCUUCUAAUCAUGUAGUGGUACUAAUUUUUUAUAGUGAACAUACUUGUUUCUAAUUGUAUUCCUAGAGUUUACAUUCCUAAGAAUAAACUAUGACUUUGCAUAUUUUUAUGUGCUCUCUACCUUUUUAAGGCUAUGGAAAUAAACUGGAGUUUAGUUUUUUGAAGUUUUGUAUAUUUGUGUAAAUGUUGUCCAUAUGCAAUACUUUAUACAACAGUGUUGCCUCUUGUUUUAUUGAAAUAAAAACUGAAAAAAUAUUUUUUCCAGAUCAUUUUACUCAUUAAAAAAUCAUCAUAAAUUUUUGCAAAAGUCAUGAUGUGGAGGAAGAAAGUAAAGGAGGAAGACUUAGGUGAGUUGAGCCAUUGAGAACUUUUGGGAGUAAACCAUAGGACAAUGACAUCUCAUUUCUGGCUUUGUUUUACCUGGCCCAGGGAUAGGAAAUGUGAUAGGUCCAUUGGUGUCCAUUCAAAAGAAAAUGAGCUCCAUGGGUCAUGAGCCAUUGACCCAUUAUUUAUCAUACCAGAAGCACUGGCAAAUUUGGAUAACAAUGCUUUGCCCUUCUAUCUUUAAUAUGAGUCUUUAUCUUUUGAGUGCAGAGAUUUUAUGCCCCUAAUUCUUAGCAUUGGACUUUUUGCACAGUAGGUAUUGAGACAUUUAAAGAAUGAGUGAGUUAGAUUGAUGUUAGUUUUGGGAAAGAAUCAAGGAUAGGGUCUCCAAUAUAUUAUAGUAAAAUUUUAGAAUUUCACUUAUUGGCUCUAGGAAAUCUCUAGAAAGGCAUUAGUUGAAUUGCUUUACUGUGUGUGCUUAGAAACAAAACCCUCUUAGAAACUUGAAAAGAAAUUCCUGAUACGUAGUUGAUUGUAUAUUUGGAUAACUCUCUUUUAUCUAAGAAGCUGAGUAAUUUGGGAAAUGUUUUCUGAACUACUAUUAGAAGAGUAUUUAUAGAGAACCACAACAGUGAUUUUGUGAGCAGUAUGUUAGCCUUAUGAAAUAUACACUCUCAUAGUGACUUUAGUAAUCCCAAUAAAUAGUUUGACUCAACCUCAUAGAAUCUGACUGUGGUAAUACCAACAUAAUUAUUUUGUAAUUAUUAAGAAAGGCUUUUACAAAUAAUUCUAGACAUUUGCUGAUUUUCAGUGCAUUGUUAUUGUGGUGGUGGUGGUUAUACAUAGCUAAUAUAUGUAAUGAAAAUUAUAAUCUCAUUUAAUCUUCAAGACAGUUCUAUAAAAUGAGCAGAAUCCUCAUUUUACAAAAGAGGAAACUGAAGCUCUGGGGGCAGGCAACUUGCCCAAGGUCACCUAGCUGCUGGGUGGCGGAGCUAGGGCUUGAACACAGGUCUUAUGACUCCCACUUUCCUUUUAUAUUACUUGGUAAGAGGAGGUACUACGUAGAUACUACAUAGUGGACAUAUAUUUGAAAUUCAUCCAUCCCAUCUGUCUUAUAGCUGAUAGAGUUAAGUUCUGAUGUAAAAAUAAAAAUUUUCCAAAAAUAAAUUAUGAUAUGUUUUGUAGAACUGUAGAUAAUUGUGUUUCAGUGGUAAACUGAAUGCUGGUUAUUCUAAAGACAUGGUAAAAAAGCAAAUUAAGAUUUAAUUUAUUUUUUUUACCUGCCAGAUAGAUAAAGAUGAAAGAGAUUGAUAUUAGUAUGGCAUAGUUGUGGGAAAACAUUAGUCUCUGAGAUAAUUGGCAGGACAAUUAGUGCAACUAAGUUGGUAAGCAAUUCAGCAAGAUCUAUCAAAUUUUAAAGUGUACAGACCCUCUGACCUAGCAAUCCUACUCUUCUAUGUUUAUUCCACUCUUUAUAUUCUACAGAAAUUUUAGCAUAAAUGUUUGAAGGUAUUCAUUGCAGCAUUGCUUAUAAUAGCAAAAAAAAAAAAAAAAAA